AUGCCAUCAUCCUCAGACACAGGAGUUUCGGACACCUUGGAUCCUAUGGCAGUUGUGUCCGAUUACGAGAUUCUGUCAGAGCAAGAGGUCUACACAUCAGACACCACCAGCACUGAUGACGACGAUUUUCAGCCCUUCGUGCUGCCUGACGUCGGAGUUGAGCCUGCUGAUGGCCUUCCUGCCGGGGAUUUACCACUUGCGGUGAUCCCUGCUCCUAUACCGCUUGCUGCUUUUCCAGUCAUAGACAUGCCACUCGAUGUCGUUUCUGACGACGACAUUGAUCUAUUCGAGGCGGAUCCACCUGAGGCUGACCAUGAGGGCGUGGCCCCUAUUGUUGCUGACGUCAUUCUUCCCAUUGCUGAGGCCCCUAUAGAGGAACUUCCUGUUGGUUCACCUGUCCCAGAUUCAUUUGAGUCUGUGGCGUCUGCAUCUUUGCACGACCUGGGAGUGCAGCAUCACUCUCAUGACGCCGACCCAGACAUGGCGUUAUCAGCUGCACCUGCUCCCGCACACGAGUUCGAGUUUGACCACGAGGUCGAUGAUGAUAUGGAUCUAGUCUUUCCCCCUGAUUUCGAUCCUGACCAGGAGAUCGAGUUCAUUCACUUGGACCAGCCCUUAGAGGCGCCCGUAGAUCCUAUUGAUCCUUUGUUUGAUAUUCCAGCUGAUUUUGAUAUGGAUCUUGUUGACCCGGAACCUGUCGUGGCCCCAGAGCCUGUAGCUACUCCUGAUCCUGCACUAGAGCAUGACCCUGUUCAUGAUGAUGCACCAGCGUUUGUACCACCCAUUGCUAACCCACCAGUUGUUGCUCCACCGUUGGUGGAUGACCCUGUUGUUGAUGCACCGAUUCCUGAUCCUGUGCCGGUAUUGUAUGACCGUGCACCUUUUGCUGCUCAUAUAGAUCCAUGA
Messenger RNA from Helianthus annuus (common sunflower), 906 nucleotides. Its product is annotated as early nodulin-75-like. The coding region runs from base 1 to 906 and encodes 301 amino acids. The transcript has a single exon. The record is from RefSeq and is a predicted model, not a curated record. NCBI's taxonomy places the organism in Eukaryota, Viridiplantae, Streptophyta, Magnoliopsida, Asterales, Asteraceae.